AAAGAAAACAAAAGAUAACUAAAAAAGAAAGAAAAAAAAAUGUGUGGGUACUAAAUUGAGUGGUGAGAGAGAUGAGAUGAAACAGUGGAACCCAAACACUUUUCUAUAUUUGGAAUUUUGAGAUUAGAAACCUACAAAUUCAUUCACAAAAACCAAACCCAGUUUCGUUUUCGAUUCAUAGACUCUCAAACUCAAACUCAACAUAAGAAAAGUACCAAACACGUCUUGAUCUUCUGACCCAAUUCAUCCUAAAGCCAAACUCACCGCCUAAAACCCCUUUCUACGAAGAAACCCAAGUCCCCCAAAACCAAAAGACACUCUCUUUCUCGCUUUUACCUUUUCAAAAUCCAGUCUUUGAGGUCAAUGUAACAGACCCAGAUGCAAUUUCAUGCGUAUGUAUAUAUACACGACGAUUCACCAUGAUAUCUCACUUGGGUUUUGUUAAAACAUUGUGAAUAAUAGCUUCUGAGAUGGGUGGACAUGGCGGAUCAUCAGAUGGGCAAACCUUUAGAGAUUUCAUAGUUCAUGCUGGCUCUGGAGCCUCCGCUGGUGCUAUUGCUGCUACAUUUGUGUGCCCUUUGGAUGUGAUUAAGACAAGGUUGCAGGUUCAUGGGGUUCCCUCUGGCCAUAAAGGUAGUAUUAUUGUCUCCAGUUUAGAGAACAUAAUAAAAACUGAAGGUUUGCGGGGGUUGUAUCGCGGCCUUUCACCAACAAUACUAGCCUUACUUCCGAAUUGGGCGGUUUAUUUCACUGUAUAUGAGCGACUAAAGCACCUUCUUCAUUCACAUGCUGUAGCAGACGACAGCCAUCACCUCACAAUAGGCGCAAACAUGGUAGCAGCUGCUGGUGCAGGGGCCGCCACAGCUAUUUCAACAAAUCCAUUGUGGGUUGUAAAGACUAGGCUUCAAACACAGGGAAUGAGGCCUGAUGUAAUUCCAUACAAAAGCAUAUUUUCCGCUUUAACCAGGAUUGCACACGAGGAGGGCUUUCGGGGAUUAUAUAGUGGAGUCCUGCCCUCAUUGGUGGGAGUAAGCCAUGUCGCGAUUCAGUUUCCAGCAUACGAGCAGAUCAAGUAUUACAUAGCUAAAAAAAAUAAUACAACUGUUGAUAAGCUAAACAGUGGCAGCUUUGCAAUUGCCUCAUCAAUAUCGAAAGUAGUUGCAUCGGUAUUGACAUACCCUCACGAGGUUGUGCGCUCGAGGUUGCAAGAACAAGGGCAUUCCCGAAAUACUGAGGUGCGAUAUGCAGGGGUUAUAGAUUGUGUUAAGAAGGUGUUUAGAAAAGAAGGUAUUCCCGGCUUCUACCGAGGCUGCGCUACCAAUCUAUUGAGAACAACCCCAUCCGCCAUCAUAACCUUUACAAGUUACGAGAUGAUACAUAGAUUCUUGCAAGGGCUUGUUCCUCCCGACGAAAAUAAUUCACAAGAUUACCCGAAAAAAACAUCGGAUGGGAAUGGAGAGAUGGUGAAAGAAAAUAACAAAUCAGUUUUAGGCCAAUCUCAAUCCCAAUUAAAUACAAGAACAACACCAAUUUAAUGAGAGGUGCUAACAAAGCAUGACACUAAUUGAUGUUCUUAUCAUAUUUAGUGAAUUUCUAGUACUAAGAAUUGAGUCAGAUUUAUUUGAAAGGUGAAUAAGUAAUUUGUAAUUGCAUUUUUUUUUUGUGAGGAAACUUUUUGUGUUGGAUUGAUUGAAUAUAGUUUGAACAAUUCUUUGUUAAGUAAUGUGCAAGCAAGCAAAUAAUAUAAAUGUAUUUUUAUUUUUCAAA
Molecule: messenger RNA, 1767 nt
Organism: Cannabis sativa
Lineage: Eukaryota; Viridiplantae; Streptophyta; Magnoliopsida; Rosales; Cannabaceae
Product: nicotinamide adenine dinucleotide transporter 1, chloroplastic
Exons: 9
Coding region: 471-1535 (354 amino acids)
Biological process (GO): NAD transmembrane transport
Molecular function (GO): NAD transmembrane transporter activity
Source: RefSeq, a predicted model, not a curated record